AUGCGUUCAUCCACCGAUCCUUCCGACGUGGAGUCAUAUGUCUCCGAAGCUCAACCGCGACUCACCCGUGAAUCUAUGGUAAGGCCCGAUAUCUUCCAGAAUCAAACGCAGACCUUUUAUCGCGAAAGCACGUCAACCGAGAAACCACCGAAGAAGCUCGGGCGGAAGCAGCGUGCUAUACGACUCCGGAGACAGAGGCAGGGAAAUGAGGGGGUUGCUCUGAGGCACUUUACCAAGCCUUCAAAGCCACCCAAGACCAUGAAAAAUGAAGAGUUCAUUUCUACAGAACGGACGAGAGCGAUCAAUCCCCGCGCAGAUAGCAGCCACCCUCCUAGCAAGAGCUACAAGGCAUCCCGUGGUGAUCGAGCGGCAGACUCCCGGCCAUGCCCGCCCCCAUUCCCAAACGGCAAGGGUACAGCCAGAACGGGCGCAUCCUCUUCCGGCCCACCCCACACGUAUGACAACCCGGACGGGCAAACGGGUCACAGCCUGGCACCAGGACACUACCCUGGUGAAGACUACUAUUAUAGUCCACCAAUCUACAAUGGCUGCAAGUUUCCAACAGCAUACUCCACGGCUGAAUCGGGAGCGCUUCAGGUACCGCGCUUGACGUCCUCUUACGACUCGCAGUAUGGGAUGAGGAAGUCUUUCGGUACUCACGGCACUGAAAUGGUCGGCGUCGUUCCAAGUACGGGACCACAGCUUUUGCCCAUGCCUGCCAUGUUAGCACCCGGGAUCUCCUUGCCGUGGAUGAUGUGA
Molecule: messenger RNA, 759 nt
Organism: Aspergillus uvarum CBS 121591
Lineage: Eukaryota; Fungi; Ascomycota; Eurotiomycetes; Eurotiales; Aspergillaceae
Exons: 2
Coding region: 1-759 (252 amino acids)
Source: RefSeq, a predicted model, not a curated record